AUGGCCUAUACCUAUCUUCAUCCUCUGCUGCGUGUCUUCGGUUCAGUGGUGGCUCUAAUUCUUCUCCUCAUCUGUUUGUUCGCCGGUAGUUCACCCAACUUCCUGCCCGAUGCUGAGAUUUUCAGAGUUGACCUCUCUCAACUGCCUACUACUCAGGAUGGCCCAAAUAUUGUCAAUGUCUACCUGAUGUCCUACUGUGUAGGACUUGAGCAACAAUUCAUCGACGCAGACAACACCACCACAACUAAAACAAGCAUGAGCAAGUGCUCCGAUCGCAGUGUCCUGUUUCAUUUCAAGCCAUUCGAAGCAAUCAGGGAAGCCACAGGAAUCCAAGAACCUGGGGAGGAACAGUCCUUUUCAACCAGCAUCGAUGCCCUCACCCCCGCAAGUCGAGCGAUGACGGUGUUCUUCAUCUUAGGAGCCAGUUUCGUCAUCCUAUCGAUACUGAUCCGUAUCGCCGCCCACCACUUUAGACGACGCUUCGCACGUUACCGCAUACCGGAUUCAAAGACACAGCCUUUGCCCGGUCAUCCAGAUUAUUCCAUCCGGGGGAAUCUCGAAACACCGCCUUCCUACCUAGAACUUUUUUCAUUAAUGCUCAGCACCAUGUGCCUUUUAAUCGCUUCAAUCAUCACUUCCGUGGUAGCUGCGAAUUUUGUCUCAUUACUCCGAACCGACGAUUUCGAUGUUUCGGCCCGGCACAAUAACACUUUCCUCGGGAUGGCAUGGAGUGCAACUGUGAUACAGGCCUUUCUUACCAUACACAAAGUGGCUUCCUUGAUGCGGUAUGAGUCUCAAUAUUCUUUACAGGACUCGGAUGAGUAUUCUUUAAACCGUGGUAUUGGGAAUAGGGCACUGUUCAGCCGUAUCCAAUGA
This is a messenger RNA of Penicillium odoratum, 876 nucleotides long. RefSeq names its product SUR7/PalI family protein. Lineage: Eukaryota; Fungi; Ascomycota; Eurotiomycetes; Eurotiales; Aspergillaceae. Gene Ontology annotation, biological process: fungal-type cell wall organization. The transcript is spliced from 3 exons. The coding region runs from base 1 to 876 and encodes 291 amino acids. Gene Ontology annotation, cellular component: plasma membrane; cell cortex of cell tip. The record is from RefSeq and is a predicted model, not a curated record.